Messenger RNA from Catharus ustulatus (Swainson's thrush), 561 nucleotides. RefSeq names its product keratin-associated protein 9-1-like. NCBI's taxonomy places the organism in Eukaryota, Metazoa, Chordata, Aves, Passeriformes, Turdidae. Bases 1 to 561 code for a protein of 186 amino acids. The transcript has a single exon. The record is from RefSeq and is a predicted model, not a curated record.
AUGUCCUACUACUACGAGCAGCGCAAGCAGCCCUGCCUGCCACCUUCCUUCCUGCAGAAAUGCUCCACCCAAUGCGUCGAGGUCUGCCAGGCCCCCUGCGCCACCAGCUGUGCCACCCAGUGCGUGGAGCCCUGUGCCACCCAGUGCGCCACCAGCUGCGUCCCCCAGUGCGUGGACGUUUGUCCCACCCAGUGCGCCGACGUUUGCGUCCCGCAGUGCGCCGACGUUUGCGUCCCGCAGUGCGCUGACGUUUGCACCACCCAGUGCGCCACCAGCUGCGCCCCGCAGUGCGUGGACGUCUGUGCCGCCCCCUGUGCCACCCAGUGCGCCACCAGCUGCGUCCCCCAGUGCGUGGACGUCUGUGCCACCCCCUGUGCCACCCAGUGUGCCACCAGCUGCGUCCCCCAGUGUGUGGACGUGUGCCCCGCCCAGUGCCCCGCCCAGUGCGCUGAGCCCUGUGUCACCAAGUGCGUGGAGCAGUGCCAGACCGAUGUUUGCAGCACCAAGUGCGUGGAGAAGUGCGAGACCGUGUGCCUGGAGCCCUGCUCGCGGCCCUGCUGA